AUGGCCAAUUCCACUACAAUGACAGGAUUUCUACUAAUAGGGUUUUCUGAUGUAUGGGAACUACAGGUUAUGCAUGCCGCAUUCUUCGCUUUGAUGUAUUUGCUGACUCUCACUGGGAAUUUUCUCAUUGUUGUUGUCACCACACUGGACAAGAGUCUUCAUACACCCAUGUACUUUUUUCUCAGAAAUCUCUCCAUCUUGGAUGCAUGCUACAUUUCUGUAACAGUCCCUAAUUCAUGUCUGAAUUCUAUACUUGGCAGCAAUACCAUUUCAAAGGCAGGAUGUGUAACUCAAGUCUUCCUUGUGGUCUUUUGUGCAUAUGUGGAGCUGCUGUUCCUCACUUUCAUGGCCCAUGACCGCUAUGUAGCCAUCUGCCAGCCUCUUCAUUACACUGUGAUCAUGAAUUCUCGGGUCUGUGUCCAGAUGACACUGGCUUCCAUCCUCAGUGGUAUAGUCUAUGCAGCAUUACACACAGGUAAUACCUUUAGGCUGUCCUUUUGUCAUUCCAAUGUAAUUCAUCAGUUUUUCUGUGAUAUCCCCUCUCUACUAAAACUCUCCUGCUCUGAUACCUUGAGUAAUGAGAUAACUCUCUUUGCCUCUGCUCUAGUGUUCUGUGGAGGUUGUUUCAUCUUCAUCAUCAGGUCCUACAUUCACAUAUUUUCUACUGUGCUCAAGUUUCCAAAGGGAGUAGACAGAGUAAAGGCCUUUUCCACAUGCAUUCCUCACAUCCUUGUGAUGUCAGUCUUCCUCAGCUCAAUUUUCUACGUGUACCUAAGGCCACCUGAUAUCUCUCCAACCAUCCAGGAUGUUGUCUUUACUGUGUUUUAUUCCAUAAUUCCCCCUCUCCUCAACCCAAUUAUCUAUAGUCUUAGAAAUGAGCAACUAAAAAGUGCUAGCAGGAAAAUUAUGCAAAAAGUAUUUAAGUCCAGAAAUUUAUAG
Messenger RNA from Chrysochloris asiatica (Cape golden mole), 939 nucleotides. RefSeq names its product olfactory receptor 14C36-like. The coding region runs from base 1 to 939 and encodes 312 amino acids. Gene Ontology annotation, molecular function: G protein-coupled receptor activity; olfactory receptor activity. Gene Ontology annotation, cellular component: membrane. The record is from RefSeq and is a predicted model, not a curated record. Gene Ontology annotation, biological process: G protein-coupled receptor signaling pathway. The transcript has a single exon. Lineage: Eukaryota; Metazoa; Chordata; Mammalia; Afrosoricida; Chrysochloridae.